AUGGCAGCCACGGAUAUACUCAUGACGUCCGCGGAGGCGAUACCCAAAGUGCUUCCGACGAAGAAGUUGGACGACGGAAACAGCACAGUUGAAAUAAAUUCUCCUGACUCGGUCAACUCUCUCCCAGAAUGUGCUUCUAUCAAAUUCUCGUCUACUCGUGCGGAUGCACAACCCCCGGCCCCUUCAAGCAAUGCCCCCCACAACUCGGCACCAACGGGGGCAAGGAUCGUCUACGCGAGACCGGGUGGUCAAUGGCAACCAGUUGCCGAUAAUUGGGGGCAGGAGGGACAAGGGGGUAACGGGGACGAUGCCGAGGCCGAGGAGGACGAAGCCGAAGAAGAGGAAGAAGGGGAGGAGGAAGAAGAAGAAGAAGAAGAAGAAGAAGAAGAAGAAGAAGAAGAGAAAGAGGAUGAUGAGAGUGACAACAAUCGCGAUCCGGAUUGGCAUCCUUGA
Molecule: messenger RNA, 453 nt
Organism: Aspergillus neoniger CBS 115656
Lineage: Eukaryota; Fungi; Ascomycota; Eurotiomycetes; Eurotiales; Aspergillaceae
Exons: 4
Coding region: 1-453 (150 amino acids)
Source: RefSeq, a predicted model, not a curated record